Molecule: messenger RNA, 2396 nt
Organism: Castor canadensis (American beaver)
Lineage: Eukaryota; Metazoa; Chordata; Mammalia; Rodentia; Castoridae
Gene: Fancg
Product: FA complementation group G
Biological process (GO): interstrand cross-link repair
Cellular component (GO): Fanconi anaemia nuclear complex
Molecular function (GO): protein binding
Source: RefSeq, a predicted model, not a curated record
GGAGACGGAGGGCGCGGACGGAGACGGGACCGGCUAACCCUUUCUUCAGAUUGUGGCCCCCGUGAAGGCCGAGCCGCUGCAAGCCGCGCGACUCCUCCACUCCCCAUGCCUCUGGCUGGCCUCCGUUACCUCUGGUUGACCCGGACUAGUUUCUGCCGCCGGUUUCCCGCGGGAUCCGACGCUUGAAGAGGACCAACCGCCGCCGAGAGUUUUGCAGCCUGGCCAACCAGAGGCGGGGGUGGGAGCCGGGCGGGCGGCGAGGAGAGAGAGACGGAUUUCUCCUGGGAAGGGUGUGUGGGUCUGGCUGGGAUUCCCGGGCGAGCAGGGAGCCCGAUCUGGUGCCCGGGGUUCUCAGGUUCCCUCCCCGCUCGGUGGGGAUUUCGGCGGGGCCGGCCUCUCCCAUCAGAAGCCCUCUUCAGUUGUUGGGUCUGAGCCUUGGCGAUCAUGUCCCAGCAGACAUGGUCUGCUAGCCUGUCCCUAGACUCUUCGGCGCCACGCACCAGCUGCCUGGACCUCUGGAGAGAGAAGAAUGACCGGCUUGUUCGACAGGCCAAGGUGGCUCAGAACACACGCCUGUCUCUGAGGCGACAGCAGUUGGCUCAAGACACACUCGAAGGGCUUAGGGAGCUCCUCCACAGUCUGCAAGGGCUCCCUGCAGCUAUUUCGGUUCUCCCCUUGGAGCUGACUGUCAUCUGUAACUUCAUUACUCUGAGGGUGAGCCUGGCCCGGGGUUUCACUGACGACCUGACCCAGGAUAUUCAACAGGGUCUUGAGAGAGUGCUGGAGACGCAGGAGCAACUCGGACCCAGGGUGGGACAGGGACUUGGGGAGCUGUGGGACGCCAUCCUUCGUGCUUCCUCUCUUUUGCCGGAGCUGCUCCCUGCCCUACACCACCUGGUUGGCCUGCAGGCUGCUCUCUGGCUGAGCACUGACCGUAUUGGGGACCUGGCCUUGCUGUUGCAAACCCUGAAUGGUAGCCAGAGUGGGGCCUCUGAAGAUCUGUUGCUACUUCUAAAAACUUGGAGCCCUCCAGUUAAGGAAUCAGAUGCCCCACUGACUCUGCAGGAUGCCCAGGGUUUGAGGGAUGUCCUUUUGACAGCAUUUGCCUUCCGCCAAGGUCUCCAGGAGCUGAUUACAGGGAGUCUGCCUAGGGCACUGAGCAUUCUGCAUGAAGCGGCCUCAGGUCUGUGUCCACGACCUGUGUUGGUCCAGGUGUACACAGCACUGGGGACCUGUCUCCGUAAAAUGGGAAAUCCACAGAGAGCACUGCUGUACUUGAUUGCAGCCCUGAAAGUAGGAACAGCCUGUGGUCUUCCACUUCUGGAGGCUUCCAGAUUAUAUCAGCAACUGGGGGACGCAUCAGCAGAGCUGGAGAGUCUGGAGCUGCUGGUUGAGGCCUUGAGUGCUACUCAUAGCUUUGAAGCUCCCCAGCUUCUCAUUGAGGUAGAAUUACUACUCCCACAACCUGACCAAGCCUCUCCCCUUCACUGUGGCACACAGAGCCAGGCUAAGCACCUGCUAGCGAGCCGAUGCCUACAAUUGGGGAGGGCAGAAGACGCUGCAGAGCAUUACUUGGACCUGCUGGCCCUGUUGCUGGAUGGCUCAGAGCCAAGGUUUUCCCCACCUCCUGCCCCUCCAGGGCCUUGUGUGCCAGAGGUGUUCUUGGAGGCAGCAGCAGCAAUGAUCCAGGCAGGCCGAGCCCAGGAUGCUUUGACCAUAUGUGAAGAGCUUCUCAGCCGCACAUCAGCUCUGCUUCCCAAGAUGUCCCAGCUGUGGGAAGAUGCCAGAAAAGGAGCCAAAGAACUGCCACACUGCCCACUCUGGGUCUCUGCUACCCACUUGCUUCAGGGCCAGGCCUGGGUACAACUGAAAGCCCAAAAAGAGGCAGUUAGUGAAUUUAGCUGGUGCCUUGAGCUGCUCUUCCGGGCCACACCCGAGGACAAAGAACAAGGAGCAGUUCCCAACUGUGAGCAGGGGUGUAAGUCUGAUGUGGUACUGCAGCAACUUCGGGCAGCUGCCUUGAUUAGUCGUGGACUAGAAUGGGUAGCCAGUGGCCAGGAUACCAAAGCCUUAAAGGACUUCCUCCUCAGUGUACAGAUGUCCCCAGGCAACAAAGAUGCAUCCUUUCACCUGCUUCAGACUUUGAAGAAGCUGGAUCGGAAGGAUGAGGCCCUUGUUCUCUGGCAGAGGCUGAAGGUCCAAACUCAGAUGCCACAGGAAGAAGCUGCCUGGUCUCUUCCCCUAUACCUAGAAACCUAUUUGAGUUGGAUCCAUCCCCCUGACUGUGAAACUCUCCUUGAAGAGUUUCGGACAGCACUCCUGGAGCCUUGUGACCUGUAGCAACCAUGUUGCCAAGAAAGAACUUGAGCUGGGACCCUAGUGGACCAUCUCUGUGG